Paramecium pentaurelia is the source of this 740-nucleotide messenger RNA. Lineage: Eukaryota; Ciliophora; Oligohymenophorea; Peniculida; Parameciidae. The record is from the annotation of a GenBank genome assembly.
UAAUGAGUUCACCAAAAAAACAAUCAAGUAAAAGAGAUGAUCCAAUCUCAUGUAUUAUUGAACCUUCAAAAAUAUUUGGAGGAUUGUAUUUAGGCAACAUGGAAGCUGCAAGUAUUUAUUAAAUGAAUUUAGGUGAUCCAUAUACUUUAUCUCAAUAUUAAAUCAAAGCCAUUUUGACUGUUUGUCCUUAAAGUAUUCCUUCAUCAACAAAAAUAAAACUAAACUUUUAUCAUCAAUGUAUGGCUGAUGAUGAAGAUGAUUAUUAAAUAAGCAAACACUUUGAUGAAUCAUUUAGAUUUAUUGAAGCCUCUCGUAGAUCUACAAAUGUGUUGGUACAUUGUUAGAUGGGAAUAUCAAGAAGUGCAGUUAUUGUUUUAGCAUAUCUUAUAAAAAAAGACUUAAUAGGUGCCAAAGAAGCAUUGGAAUAUGUUGAAUAAAGAAGACCAAUCAUUUUUCCUAAUAAUGGGUUUUUAAGACAAUUAGGUACAUUUGAAAGAUAGGUGUUCAAUGAUUUGAUAAAUGAAUCUAAUUGUAGUAGAAGGAUUGCAAGUCCAAAACAAAUAGAGAGAGAUUAUAAAUAAAGACAGUUUGAUGAUGAAUUUGAGAUGAAACUUUAAAGAUUAAAAGAGUCUAAUAAAUAAUAACACUUAAAUUAUGAAUAAUACAAUAUACCGAAAUCAAAUAUUUAUAGAAAACAAGAGAAUACUUUAUUUUCCAAUUUAUACUAUAAACACUAUUGA